Messenger RNA from Gryllus bimaculatus (two-spotted cricket), 282 nucleotides. The record is from the annotation of a GenBank genome assembly. Lineage: Eukaryota; Metazoa; Arthropoda; Insecta; Orthoptera; Gryllidae.
AUGGGAAAGACGUGCUGGCUAGUUGGGAUCAAUCCAUGCUUUCUUCGGGUGUCCAAUGCGUUUUAUGACAAUAUUGAAGUGUGCAGAACUGGAGCUAUUUCCUCUCAUCGAAACGUGUCUGAUGCUCUGCAACUCAAACCAGGAAGCGGCGUGAACCGGAGUGAGCAGGCGGAGGGAGUUGGAUGGUUGCGGAUUGAAGAGGCUAGGGGCGAGAUCAUGUAUGGUCAUGGGGCUCAGCAAGAAACGGGGGCAGAAGAGGUGGCGGAGCGGGGCGGUACGUGA